AUGAUAACAAAUGGCUCAACUUCACCAACUACUGCAGGAAGGAGCGAGUCCCGUUUUGUAGUUUACGCCGACUUGGAAUGCAUCCUGAAGAAGACACCGAAGGAAGAACAAACGAGUUCGUAUGCGUAUCAACAUCAUAGCGUAUUUAGUAUAGCGUAUUACGUGCGAUGUUCCUACGACGAGUCGUUAUCCGCGUAUCGAUGUCGUCGUGAUCCGGAUUGCAUCUCGUGGUUUGUCAAAGAACUUGAAGAACUGGCACAUCGUGUAAAGGAUAUUUUGUCUGCAAAUGUCUCCAUGGAAACUUUGUCGAAAGAACAGUGGGAGACAUUUCGGAACGCUACGCUGUGCCAUGUGUGCGAGAAAUCAUUCGCAAAGGAUGAUACACGUGUGCCCAAUCAUUGCCACCUGACUGGGCAGUACAGAAGUCCCGCGCAUUCCAAUUGCAAUCUAAAUUACCGAGACAGUUAUUGCAUUCCUGUGGUCUUUCACAACUUAUCCGGUUAUAAUUCGCACUUCAUCAUCAAAGAUAUAGCAACCGCUUUCUCUAGUCUCGAUAAAUUGGCGUCUUUUCUCAACAAUGAUAAAUUAAAAAUUGUUCGGUCCGAAUUUUCAAAUUUGUCCGACAAGGAUUUUGAUUUAUUGACGCGAAAGGGUGUCUUUUCGUACGAAUACCUUGAUUGUGCGGACAAGCUGCAGGAUCGGUGUUUACCGCCGCGCGAGUCAUUUUACAGUUCGUUGACGGGUGACACGGUAUCCGAGAGCGAUUACGCGCACGCCGCGAACGUCUGGCAGCGGUUCUCCAUUCAAACCUUGGGUGAAUAUAGCGACUUGUAUCUGAAGACUGAUGUCUUGUUACUGGCCGAUAUUUUUGAAAAUUUCCGCAAUAGUUGUAUCAAAAGUUACGGGUUAGAUCCCGCGUAUUAUUACACUUUGCCUGGUUUUACGUGGGAUGCUAUGUUGAAGCAUACGGGCAUUAAUUUCGAAUUGCUCACUGAUAUCGACAUGGUCAUGUUCAUCGAGCGCGGUAUUCGCAGCGGUCUUAGUCAAUGUUCCAGUAGAUACACAAAGGCCAAUAACAAAUAUAUGCAGUCUUACGAUCCAUUGCAGCCAUCAUCAUACUUGAUGUACUUCGAUGUAAAUAACUUGUACGAUUCACCCAUAGGUUACAUUCUGGAGGUCCACUUGGAGUAUCCGCAACGUCUGCACGACGCGCACACUGACCUACCGUUCUGUCCGACGCAGGACAAACCGCCGAACAAAAGGCAGGAUAAGCUUCUCGUAACCUUAUACAAUAAACAGCGUUAUGUGAUUCAUUAUCGCAGCCUGCAGCAGUGCACGCGCCACGGUCUUCGUAUUGGAAAGAUACACCGCAUACUCAAAUUUGCGCAAUCCCCAUGGCUCCGCGAUUAUAUCGAACUUAGCACGCAGUUUAGAACACACGCGACAAACGAUUUCGAGAAAAAUUUGUACAAAUUGAUGAACAACGCGGUAUUCGGUAAAACCAUGGAAAACGUUCGCAAUCACGUAGACGUAAAAUUGUUGACAAAAUGGAACGGACGAUACGGUGCUGAGGCAAUGAUCGCGAGACCAAAUUUUCAUAACAGAAGUGUCUUUUCGGAAAAUUUAAUCGCCGUUGAGCUACGUAAACUCGAGGUGAAAUUCAACAAGCCGAUCUAUGUGGGUAUGUGUAUCCUUGACAUAUCCAAGACCUGCUUGUACGAAUUUCAUCACGAGUACAUGUCUCCCCUGUAUCAGAACAGAUGUAAAGUAAUGUACACCGAUACUGACAGUUUAAUCUACCAUAUCCAAUGCGAUGAUAUUUUCGAGCACAUGAAACGCGAUAUUUCUAAAUUUGAUACGAGUGAUUAUUCCGCUGAUAACGUGUACGGUAUACCGCUUGCCAACAAGAAGGACCGGGUCUGA
Molecule: messenger RNA, 1923 nt
Organism: Harpegnathos saltator (Jerdon's jumping ant)
Lineage: Eukaryota; Metazoa; Arthropoda; Insecta; Hymenoptera; Formicidae
Exons: 3
Coding region: 1-1923 (640 amino acids)
Source: RefSeq, a predicted model, not a curated record